Molecule: messenger RNA, 1776 nt
Organism: Lycium ferocissimum
Lineage: Eukaryota; Viridiplantae; Streptophyta; Magnoliopsida; Solanales; Solanaceae
Product: E3 ubiquitin-protein ligase RZFP34-like
Exons: 12
Coding region: 491-1297 (268 amino acids)
Biological process (GO): protein ubiquitination; ubiquitin-dependent protein catabolic process
Cellular component (GO): nucleus
Molecular function (GO): zinc ion binding; ubiquitin protein ligase activity
Source: RefSeq, a predicted model, not a curated record
GUUAAAGAUCUGAUUUUUAGUUCAGUUUGAGUGUUUUUGAUGUCUGAAUUUUUACUAUAUCUUUUUGUUUAUAGUUAAAGGUAUGAUUUUUAAUCCAGUUCCAAACUUUUUGAUGUCUAAAUUUGUAAUAUGUUACCAUAAUUAGUUGAAUUUUGGGCUUUUUUAAGUACCCAUUGGAAGAAACUUCUUGAUUUAGUUGAAUUGAGUGAAGAGAAUUGAGUUCAGUUUCAGUCUUUUCUUGAUGUCUGAAUUUGUAGAUCAUAGCUAAAGGUCUGAUUUUUAGCUAAGUUUCAGUCUUUUUAUUGAUGUCUCAGUUUUUAAAUCUUUUUGUUAAAGUUAAAGGUGUGAUUUUUAGUUCAGUUCCAAAAUUUUGAUGUCUAAAUUUAUAUUAUGUUACCAUAAUUAGUGAAUUUCAGGGAUUUUUGAGUACCCAUUGGAAAAAAAUUUCUCGAUUCAGUAGAAUUGGUUGAAGGAACAGAUAACUUCUAUAAUGGAGAUGGAUUCUGAGAAUUAUGGGUGCUCACAUUACAGAAGGAGAUGCAAAAUUAAAGCACCAUGUUGUGAUGAGAUAUUUGAUUGCAGGCAUUGUCAUAAUGACUCGAAGAAUUCCUUAGAACUUGAUCCACUCAAACGCCACGAUAUUCCUCGCCAUGAUAUAAAAGGGGUCAUUUGCUCAUUGUGUAAUACUGAACAGGAUGUUCAACAAACAUGUAUCCAAUGUGGGGUUUGCAUGGGGAAGUACUUUUGCUCAAAAUGCAACUUCUUUGACGAUGACGUUUCGAAGAAUCAGUACCACUGUGAUAAAUGCGGAAUCUGCAGAACGGGUGGCGAGGAGAAUUUCUUUCACUGUGACACAUGUGGAUGUUGCUAUUCAAAGUUGAUGAAGGAAUCACAUAUUUGUAUAGAAAGAGCGAUGCACCACAAUUGCCCUGUUUGCUUCGAGUAUAUUUUCGAUACAACAAAAAACGUCACCGUCUUGCCUUGCGGUCACACCAUGCAUCUGGAAUGUGUCAUGCAGAUGGAACGACAUUUCCAGUAUUCUUGUCCUGUUUGCUCGAGAUCAUACUGUGACAUGUCCCGAGUCUGGGAGAAACUGGACCAGGAGGUUGCAUCAAUACCUAUGCCCGAAAUGUAUCAGAACAAGAUGGUCUGGAUUCUUUGCAAUGACUGUACAGAAACAUCUGAGGUUAACUUCCAUAUUGUAGCACAUAAAUGUCCUAGUUGCAAAUCCUACAAUACAAGGCAGACAAGAGGAGGCACCAGUUCUUGCGCUAAUAUUACCGAAAGGGUCAGAUGAUGUUCUUAAUCGCGACAUUAGACCAGAUUUUUUAAGUGUUUAAAUGUUGAAAUCAACACGAACGACUGCAACAAUUGGUAUGAUUUAACUUCGUUUCCCCGACGAGUUUACCGUGGGAAACAUCAAAGAGGAAGCUACUUACAGGUUAUUACUUGCAACAAGGAGUUGCGGAACAUUCGUCACUUAUUCUUUCCCGUAAUCUUUUUCUGUACUGCUCCAUGGAAAGGCAGAUUCAGGAUUUUAAGUUUGUGGGUUCUGAACGCACAGUCCUUUUCACUUACUAGUUAUAGGUGUUAAAGUGGAUUCCUUAAUGCGAAUACAGUGCAAAGCUACUGAGUUAUGCCAAACUUGUAUUAUGCAUUAUAAAUCCGCCCCUGGCUCCAUGCAAAUGGACUUCUCAAUUCGAUCUGUACGUCUGUUACGAUCUUGAAGUGUUGACUGAUGAUAUUUCCCAUCAAAUAUUACUAGCUUUUUGUUUC